Molecule: messenger RNA, 372 nt
Organism: Seriola dumerili (greater amberjack)
Lineage: Eukaryota; Metazoa; Chordata; Actinopteri; Carangiformes; Carangidae
Product: RNA-binding protein 42-like
Exons: 3
Coding region: 34-291 (85 amino acids)
Source: RefSeq, a predicted model, not a curated record
GCGCUAAAGUCAGGAGAGGAGCGUCUGAAAGAGAUGGAGGCGGAGAUGGCUCUUUUUGAGCAGGAGGUUCUUGGUGGUCCAGUACCAGUAUCAGGAAGCCCACCUGUUAUAGAGGCAGUCCCUGUAGCCCUGGCUGUCCCAACGGUUCCAGUAGUGAGACCCAUCAUAGGCACCAACACCUACAGACAGGUCCAGCAGACAUUAGAGGCCAGAGCUGCUAGUUUUGUUGGUCCUCCUCCACCGGCCUUUGUGGGACCAGGUGAGCAUAAACUCCUGACACCUGUACACUAACAAGGGUUUGGCACUAAUAUCACACAAACAGUUAUGAUCUUGGUGUCUUUGUUGAUCAUAGUCAUUAAACAUUCGCAGUGC